GAAACUUUGCCUCUCACCCCGAGCGAAAGUCCCUCCUCUCCGCGUCAAGCCAAUGGCACGGCGGGGCCCCCAACUUUUCCGCCCCCAGGAGCUAUAAGAGCGUCCCGGGCUGGCCCUUUCCCCAGCUCCAAGGAGCCCUCGGGAGGGAGGGAGAGAGAAAGAGAGGAGAGAGAAAAAGAAAGAGAGGAAAGAGAGAGAGGAGGGGUUGUCUUCCUCCUCCUCCCGCCUCUUUGGCCGCUGUCUCCUGUGUCGGAUUUUCCGCCCAAAGAAAAGGGAUGGCCUCCUCCUCUGCCCCUGCUUAACUGAGUCGCACCGACUUUUGGGGCAAACGAGGGUCCGGGGCCGGGGGAAGGCUCUCCCCCUCCCUCGCCUCCCUCGCCCCCUCCAAAGGGCCCCUCCGUUUUCCGCGGGUUGGCCCCCGAGAUGAUGCAGCAGCAGCCGCCUCCUCCUCCUCCUCCUCCGCCGCCGCCGUCCCAGGACGAGUCCCGUUCUCCCGCCUCGCCCGCCGACGACAGCCUCAGCAACAGCGAGGAGGAGCCCGACCGGCAGCAGCAACAGCAGCUCCCCGGCAAGCGAGGGGCGCGCAAGAGGCGGUCCAGCCGCAGGAGCCUCGCUGGGAACGGAGCCGGAGAGGGAGCGGUCUCGGCGCAGGAGCCCUGCAGCCCGGCGCAAGGCAAGCGGGGCAAGAAGUGCGGCAGCGGGAGCGGCAGCGGCGGGGGAGGCGGGGGCGGCGGCAGCAGCAGCGGAGGGGGCAGCCCGCAGUCCUACGAGGAGCUCCAGACGCAGCGGGUGAUGGCCAACGUGCGGGAGCGGCAGCGCACGCAGUCGCUGAACGAGGCCUUCGCCGCGCUGCGCAAGAUCAUCCCCACGCUGCCCUCGGACAAGCUGAGCAAGAUCCAGACGCUCAAGCUGGCCGCCCGCUACAUCGACUUCCUCUACCAGGUCCUGCAGAGCGACGAGCUGGACUCCAAGAUGGCCAGCUGCAGCUAUGUGGCCCACGAGCGGCUCAGCUACGCCUUCUCCGUCUGGCGCAUGGAAGGCGCCUGGUCCAUGUCGGCCUCCCACUAGCCUCGCCCCACCGCCCCGCCAGAACCAGAUGACCUCGUUCCUCGAGGAGGAGAGAAAUGGACAAUCUAGAGACUCUACUUUUGGAUUCCGGGUGGCCCUUGGAGCCCUUUUUAUUUCCUAUCUCAAGCCCAAGAUUAUCUUCGAAAUGUGGAAGCUGCUCUUGGCCAAAAGCAGGGCGUGGGGAGAGCCUUUUGAUGCCUUUUGGGGCGAGAAAGACCCUUUUCGGACGGUGAGGUGGCUGCUCCAGAACCAAAAAAGAAUAAAGAUUGAGAGAGAAGGAGGCUGGGUGAGCCUACCAGACACAUCUCUGCAUUCUGAUCGAAAUCUGAACCGGUUUAUUUCUCUCUCUCUUUUUCUAUUUUGACGAAGAAUGUUGGAAUUUCACUUCUCCCCUCCCUUGACUUCCUUAAUUUUUGUGUUGUUCUUGCAUGCAUUCACCCCCAAGAGACCUUACGAGCCACUAGUGAAAGGAAAUACGUUCCUGUGGACUUUCCCCUUCUUUCAUAUACGAUGUUAUAUAUAAACAGAUCUAAGGACCACGAAAUCCGAAGAAGGAACGCCGCUGGGAGGAGAAAAAAAAGAGGGGAGGAAAAUAUUUUUUUUCAAAUUGUUUAGGAUAGUCAAACAUUAUCGACUCCUACUUUUUUUAAAUAUACGGAAACCUAAUCCCAUUCCUCUUUUGUUUUUAACCCUUUCUGGACAAACAAACCAAAAAAAAAAACUAUAUAGAAAAGAGGGAGGGCAAAAAAACCCAAAACACAACUGAAACAUUUUAUUUAUUUAUUGAUGACCCAUGUUACAAUGCAAAUAGAUCCGGUGUCUAAAUGCAUUCCUAUUUUUACAAUUGAUGUUUUUUUUUUGUAAAUAUCAUUGUAUAUUUUUUUUCUGCAAUAAAUAAAUGCAAACGUUAAA
Messenger RNA from Anolis carolinensis (green anole), 1980 nucleotides. RefSeq names its product twist family bHLH transcription factor 1 (gene twist1). The record is from RefSeq and is a predicted model, not a curated record. Bases 424 to 1068 code for a protein of 214 amino acids. Gene Ontology annotation, molecular function: RNA polymerase II transcription regulatory region sequence-specific DNA binding; DNA-binding transcription factor activity, RNA polymerase II-specific; protein dimerization activity. NCBI's taxonomy places the organism in Eukaryota, Metazoa, Chordata, Lepidosauria, Squamata, Anolidae. The transcript has 2 exons. Gene Ontology annotation, biological process: regulation of transcription by RNA polymerase II; developmental process.